GUCCGGUUAUUCAACACAGAAGAUGCCCCGUGCAUGGCCAUAUCCACAGGCCUUGGGGGUGCCCCCCCAGCUCCAUCCACUAGUUUCCGAUCUUCCAUGGACGGCCCUCCGGGUUUUAGCCGACCUAAGAAAGUCCGGUGCGACUCCGCGGCAGUGGCGGCGAUGGUGACCCAAACUCCCUGGAAGUCUCCUGAAAAAGUGGAACUGGAGGCAGAGUGGCAGGUGGUGGCGGGGGAGGACAGUGCGCAGGUGGAGGUGCAGAAGCAGAGGGAGAUGCGCUCCUUUGAGGCCUUCUAUCCGAGGCCCUCAGCCAUUCCUGACUC
Molecule: messenger RNA, 323 nt
Organism: Closterium sp. Naga37s-1
Lineage: Eukaryota; Viridiplantae; Streptophyta; Zygnematophyceae; Desmidiales; Closteriaceae
Source: the annotation of a GenBank genome assembly